Sycon ciliatum is the source of this 7053-nucleotide messenger RNA. RefSeq lists its product as uncharacterized. Lineage: Eukaryota; Metazoa; Porifera; Calcarea; Leucosolenida; Sycettidae. The record is from RefSeq and is a predicted model, not a curated record. The transcript is spliced from 9 exons. The coding region runs from base 30 to 5693 and encodes 1887 amino acids.
ACGCAAACCUGCCGGUGACCUGGUGACCCAUGGCGUCCGACGAGCGGAAGUUGCCAGCUUCUGUCCGAACUGCCCGUGAUUUGCUGGCUAAGGCAUUUCAGAGGCCUGGUGUUCAGAUUAGCUGCGAUGCCAGCAUUUUUGUCAACUUGAUGUUGCUGACAAAGGACGUGCUUUUCAGUAACGAAUCAUCGUCCUUUUCGUCUGCUUCUGAACGAGCACGCCAGUUGGAAUUGUUCUCAGAGGCUCAGGCGCAAAGGGUCUCUACGGCCGAGUGUGGCAUUGAACUGGAAGAUCUUUUCUCCGCUACCAGCUCCGCGGAGCGGUCUUGCAAUCAAGGGGCCGCGACAAACCCGGGCUGUGCCCAUGAGGUAGCUGAUUCGGGUUUACUGGCGCGUGCCAAAGAACCCGUGGAAGCGAACAAGAAGAAUGUACUAGCGUUGGGAAACUAUGGCUGUGGAAAAUCCACGAUCUUUCUGUUCCAGCUGGAAUACCUCUGGUCUAAAGGUGAGCUGUGGCAUGGAAAGUUUGAUCUGGUAUUGGCAGUGGAAUUACGGCGUGCCGGGGUGCAAGCUGCUACGAACUUGUACGACUUGCUGGCACGUCGAUUCUCCAGUCUGGGUGUGGCGACAGAUGAGCUGGUAGAGAUGGCAGAGUUCUUUCGCAGCAACCAGUCCCGUCUUUGCAUUGUGCUGGACGGGCUGGAUGAGUGCAAGUUGGAGAACUGCAGUGAAUACAUGCGUGAUCUACUGUUGAGAAGGCGUAGUGGUGAUAUGCAUGUAGUGGUGACGUCUCGACCAUGUACUGAUGCUCGUACCCUGUCGCAAUGUGGAGAGUAUCAACAGCAAGUGGAGGUGGUUGGAUUCUCACCAGACAACGUUGAAUCGUACGUGAAGAAAGUGGUGGGCGGUGUGAAAGGCGAGGCUAUGCUGGAGAAGCUCCGCUCACAACAGGGCACAAUGUCGCUAAUGGGCACACCUCUGUUUGCUGCGCUGGCCUGUGAAUUGUUCAUGGACGACCGAGGAGGUAGUAAAUUGCUUACAUCCAGUACAGGACUGUACGAGUCGCUUGUCCGCCGUGUCAUGGAACGACGUGCGGGCAGGCGCUACAAGACGCUUUCUGCCAUCAAGACGGACGAGUUGAAGGAGCUAUCUGGUUUUGCACUAGCUAUGCUAGCUCAGCAAAAGAUGGUGUUCAACGAGGAGGAUUUCAUAUCGGCACAACUAAGCGCAGCUGCAAUUGAAUUAGGAUUGCUUAUUGCGUGCAAGAGCACCAGCUCAACAGAAGACCGGCAAUAUCGAUUUGCUCAUUUGUCCAUUCAGGAGUUCUUGGCGGCCUGGUACGUGUCUAGCGAGAUGCUGAACGACGAGAACGACGCUGCGUGGCUGGUGAGGAGAGUCGGCCAUUACAGCGGUCACAUGACCAUGUUCUGGCAUUUCCUGAUUGCGCUCGCACUGCCAAAGCCAGCAGUCGCCAUCAUGGAGCAUCUGUGGCGGAUAAUCUGCGAUGACGACCGUACACAACGUGCAUGCAGACAGAUUGAUACACGCCUGCUAGACGACAUUGUGAGCCGUUCUCAGUCAACCAAGCAAAGUAAUGACGUGGACCGUGUCCAUGCCAUGCUGAAAUCGGUGCUGUCGUUUGAAAAGAUGAAAGAGCUCGCCGAUCAUCUGCUGGUUGGCACCGCCGGGCAAGGACGUGGUCGUCAGCGUGUCGACAAUGCUCUGCCACGAGGCAGGGAGUUGACGGACGACUUGUACCUGGAUACUCUUGUAAGCGUAUGGAAGACCGAGUCAGCGGAGGAGAGUGCAGAGGUGUUCCUGUCGGCUUUACGUAAAGUCGAUCCCGGGAUCGCAUCGCAUUGUGAGCAGCAUGCGAUGACAAGCGCAACAUUGGAGAUAUCGACACCAUCGUCAUCUGAAGCUUCUCCGGCUGCUACUGCUGCACCCAUACGGCCUCCUGCGAAAGAUGAUGAGUUAGCGCUUCGUUGCCUAGCUGAUUUGUUAGGAGCUUGUCUAGAGCACUGCCAGUAUCAAGAUGCCUUACGACAUGCGCGUCGCCAGGGAGUGUCAGCCGAAGUCGUGCAUGAACGAGCAGACGCUGCACUUGCCGCCUGUGUUGAGGGUGAGGACGGACAGUGGGCGGACAAUCCUCAAAUGAGAACAGCAGUGCGAGAGCUGCAAUCUGCACUUGGCUACAUCCCAGCCUCCUCUCUAGGUACUCCUGCCGCGGCAGCUGUUCCCGACGCCAUGCCUCCCACAGCUCCCACUCCUGCUGCCACCGCUGCUGUGACUUCCAUAACUGCUGCCCCUGCUGCUGCGGCGUCUGCUGCUGCUGCUGCUGCGGCGUCUGCCCCUGCUGCUGCGGCGUCUGCUGCUGCUGCUGCACCUGCUGCCGUAGCAACGUCGUCGCCUAGCAAGCCCAAUGAGGGUUCUGCCACUCCGCCUGAAAAGGGUCGCACGGCUACAGACUCAUCUGCAGCGAAACGAGGUGCGGGUCUGUCCAACAAGGCCAUGCAUGAAGCUACGAAUAUGACACUGAGCAGCGGUUUGACCAGAGUACGCCGUAUCCGCAUCAGCCUCUGCGGUCAGUUUGGAACCGGCAAGACGAGCCUGGCGGAUUCGCUCAAGAACAAGCAGUUCGUGGACAAGAGGGCAAGUACACCGGCACUUGCUGUUGAUCAUGGCAAUGUGCUCCACGGAUCAGGAAACCUGACAGAUUGGAAGUUCAAUGCUGCAUUCCUCUAUACUCCGGACAUCCUUGUCCAGGCUAAAGAUCUUGAGAAGAAACACCAGCAACGGCAACGGGAACAAGAAGCGGCAAUCCCAAAAAUCCCGAAGCGAGCUGGGUCUACUGGCCUCCAGCGUACGGGAACAGCGACGCAAGAGGCAGCAUCACCAGCAGAACACUCACCACGUCCAAGAGCAGCAGCACCCCAUCGUACUGCCCAAACACCGGCAAACGCGGAGGGGAGCUCUGCAUCGUCAGGACAUAAGCAGGCGUCCAAGCAAACGUUAAAACUUGGCAAAGGUCCAGAAGCAGCACCCAGCUCAGCUGAAUUGACACAGAGCCUCAUCGAUGUCAUCUUGGAGAACCAAGAGCUGAUGCGAGACAUUGGCGAAGAAGAAGUGGUGGUGUCCAUUUGGGAUUGCGGCGGCCAAUCAAUCUUCUCAAGCCUGCAGCAUUUCCUGAUGGGUAAAGAUUACGUCAUCUAUAUUCUCUGUUUCAACGCCUCGGAGAACUUCCAGCUCACCAAACAGCAGAACUACUGGAAGUGGUCAGGGAGUACACUGUCUGAAAUGACUCUGGACGUACCGGAGGAGCUGGAGAACAUCGACCACAUUCGGCACUGGCUAACAGCCAUCCACUUUGCCAGCAACCCAGGCAAGGCUGUGGAAAGCGAGGCGUUUGACUACCCGCCUGUGAUAUUGGUGGGGAACUUUGCCGAUAAGCUGUCGAAAGAUAGGACACUUUCGGAGCACAAGGUUGAUAUCCUCAAGAAGCUGGGAAAGCUCUGCCGCCGGUCACCAACUUUCCAGGGUAUGCUUGAGAGCGAUUACAUUGAUCCCGCAGGGUUGUUCCUUGUGGACAACCACGAGUCCGGAGCUUCUCAAGAAGUUCGAGGAAUCCAAAAGAAGCUACAGGAUGCUGUUUCAUCGGUGCUGGCAAACAAGGAGAUUCCGACGGAAUGGGUUCGCUUUGAGAUGAUAAUGGAGUAUCUAAAGAAACAACCCACCCACACUGGCUACACAACACGAGACUCGAUGAAGACACUGGUGGAGAAGGCCUGCAAGAUCCGCGAUGACUUCGGCAUGGACGGUGCUCCAUCCGAGUUCGAGCGUCUUCUUCGGUUCUACAACGACCUACGUGUCAUCAUCUAUCGGCCGGCAGACAAGAACUCGCCGCAGCCUGAUGACAUCAUCUUCCACAACACACAGUGGCUCAUCAGGCAGAUCAACGUCCUCGUCUUUGGCCAUAUGUACCCGGUUGAUCCUGGCGGAGGUGAUGGCAGGACGGCAAAGGAAGCAGGGACAGCAGAAACGGAGUGGCGCGACUAUCUGUGGUCAAAGGGUAUAGCACGCCGGCAACUAAUGGAGUGUGCCUGGAAAGCAGUCGAAAAAGAAGUUCGAAACAAGAUGCUGGAUGUGAUGGUCGACUGGGAUUUGCUGUACAAAUUCGGAGACGCCUCGCAUGCAAAGUACUUCAUCCCAUCAGCUCUUCACCGUCGACCGCCGAAGAAAAUCGAGGAGGCCCUGCGCAGCUUCCAGCAGGACAAUGAGCCGAACGACGUCUGCUUCUCCACAGCUGACACACCGUUGCUGAUCAUGGUUCAGCCACCAGGCAAGCCUGAUGAAGACGUCCUGAGCUACAAGUAUCCCGACGCGGACACACCGAUGCCACACAGCUCCUACUUCAAGCUACUCGUACGGCUCAUGAGAAAGUGGAACAUCACAAAUACCGACCGGAGUCGCUGUGAGUUCACCUACAACACAGCCAGGUUUCGGCUGUGGCUGCCGGAGCAGCUCCGUGAGCAGUUCCCAGGCAAGGUGGAUAUCUUCUUGGCUCACUACGACUCGUCAGGUGCAAUGCUGGUCAGCAUCAACUUCCGGUGCUCGCCUGACUGUGCUGCUAGCGCCUCUAACUGGCUGCGUCCGAUCUCAUCGAUAUGCCAGCAUAUCCGCAAGGAUAUCAUGGAGGAGUUGGGUAAGCUGGAGAACCCGAAACUGGACAAGCCAGUGAUGUUCAGUUUACCACUACCGCCAGUGUGCGCAUGCAAAGCACAGGAGUGGAAGGACUACAGCAGCGAAAGCCGGGACCUCGGAUAUGCACCGUGGCGUGUACUCUACAGCGAAUCCGGUGCUCAUCACGAUCCGUACUGUGCCGGGUGUGAUUCGGAGUGCAAAAUACCCAACAACUCGAACUGCUGGUUCAAAGCCAGUACCUUCCAGCUCGAAGGACAGCAGAAUGCUGUAGCGAGGAAGCAAGUGGCACUCUGGAAGCAGAAAGCGGAGAUUGCCAAUGAUCAGUCACUUCCUACGGAGGUGAAGAAGUUCCUUGCUGACCGUGCGGACAAGUGUCUGUGUAUGCUGGCUGAAAGCAGAGAUACACUUGCCGUGGCAUCACCGUCGUUCGGCACUAUCGAGCCGGCUGUGGGUCUGGCCGAGUUAUGGAAGCUGUGCUGCCAGUGUGUCGGUGCUGGGCAUUCGGAUAUGAUCCUGCGUGUUGCUCGGAUGUGCGGCACUCUGCAGAGCGAAGAUGAGCUUGUUCAUGUUCUAAGUCACUUCUGUGAGGAGAAACAGUGUGGCACUUCUGAGCGUAGCGAAGCGGAGGCGCCAAAGGCAAAAAAGAAGAAGUACGAGUCUCUCGACCGACAGCUCUCUGACAAGACAGCAUGGGAGAGUGACGUCUUCACAGAACUUCGGCCUAAGCUGUGUUUCACGCUAACUCCAGAUGAUAUGCGUCGCCAGUGUGAGGCUAAGAAGUUGAUUACGCCUGCACAGAGUAGGCAAUAUGCAUCAUACAGUGGCCCUGCAGCGCAGAAUGAGGCAUUGCUCAAUAAACUAAGCACUGGUGAUGACGAAUCCUUCCACACCUUCCUUGAAUGCAUCCGUAAAGUCGAGCCACCAGCCAGCGCGAGAAGGUUAUUGGCCAAGCUGGAACUCGUCGACAAGUUCGGGGAAGACCGGCAGCACUGAUGAGGCCGCAUUUGCGUCUGCAGGAGCAUCCGCUGCUGAUCCAGUGGGAUGGUGGUGAUGAUGAUGGCCAUGAUUGAUCAACACUGGAUCGCGGCGAGAAUCUGUUCUGUCUGUCUCUCUCUGAGCCUGUAAGUCCUUCUGUCUCUCUUCCUGUAAGUCCUUCUGUCUGUCUGCCUUUACGUCUUUCUGUCCGUUUUUCUGCUUCAACUCAGACUCUCGACUGAGCUCUCUCCUUCACUUGCUCUCACUCUCGCUUGCUCUCGCAAUCACCCAGUCUCUCGCUCCCACUCACUCAUUAAGUCGCGAUAUUCUUCAUUUGCCUGCUGCAUUCGCUAUCGUAAGCACUACUUCCUUUGAAUAUGCCUUUCUUCUUCUUCUUCUUCUUCUUCUUCUUCUUCUUCUUCUUCUUCUUCUUCUUCUUCUUCUUCUUCUUCUUCUUCUUCUUCUUCUUCUUCUUCUUCUUCUUCUUCUUCUUCUUCUUGGUCUUUCAAUUGCUACAUGACUUGCUAGAGACUGCUUUCCCUUAGCUUCGACUUUGCUCCUUUUAUUGGUACAUUAUCACAAAGUAUUUUUUUCACUCCUCAGUAGUGCAGCACCGUGGGCGCCGCGUGCUCAGGCAAAGUGGCACGGAACCAGAAUGCUGGAUUUCCGCGCGUGCCCUUCGCUCCAUGCACAGUACCUGACCCAUGUGUAGAGUCUAGAUAGAUUGUCUGAGUUGUGUUGAAUUGUCAUUCAAUUUCUUUUUAUUCUCUAAAACAAAUAUCUCUACAUUCUAUCUCUGUGACUUAGAACCUCGCUUUAGGUCCGUAUUUGACUAUUUGAGCUUAGACACUGCUGGAAAAGCAGUGCACUAGUCUGACGUCAUCAUGUCGAAUAGCGGAACCUUUUUUUAAAAUUCUUUUCCGGUUGAACCGGUAUGCUCAUAGAAUUAUCAGCUUCUGCGCGGCCUCAUUUCUGCCUAUCCUUCUGCACUUUGGUUGCCCUUUUCACUUUUUUGCAAUGCUUUUUCAAAGGGCAACUUCUUUAAUUUUUGUAAGGAAGUGCAAUUUUCACAGCAGCCGUUUUCACAAAUAAUUGCUGUUGCCGGUUGAACCGGUAUGCGUAAUCACAUUCUGCUCGUCUUUUAUUCCUGCACUUGCUUUUCACUUUUACUGUCUCUUUGCCUUCGUACUUCUAUUUUCAAAGCACCUUUUAUUUCAUUUUUCAAGGCACCGCAAUUUCCAAGGCACCCAUUUAUAUAAAAUGAUUUUUCUACUUUUCUAAAGCCCUGGCACAUGGUAUCUUUUAAACUGCAAAUCUCGCCCUAGAUUCAUUCAUCUUGGGAAAGGAGGGGGUGUGACUCUCUCCAUUUUCAUGUGGA